Messenger RNA from Ziziphus jujuba (common jujube), 1962 nucleotides. Its product is annotated as eukaryotic translation initiation factor 3 subunit B-like. Gene Ontology annotation, molecular function: translation initiation factor binding; RNA binding; translation initiation factor activity. Gene Ontology annotation, cellular component: eukaryotic translation initiation factor 3 complex. The transcript has 3 exons. Gene Ontology annotation, biological process: translational initiation. NCBI's taxonomy places the organism in Eukaryota, Viridiplantae, Streptophyta, Magnoliopsida, Rosales, Rhamnaceae. The record is from RefSeq and is a predicted model, not a curated record. The coding region runs from base 55 to 519 and encodes 154 amino acids.
UGCGAAACCAAAGCCAAAGCUUGGAAGCAAAACCAAGAAAGAAAAAACCAAACCAUGGAAGAUAUCCAAGCAAAAGCAGAGAAACUCAGUCUCAGACUUUCUUCCUUAAACUUGAACGCUGUAAAUUUGCCUCACCACCAAAACUUGAGACCCAUCAGCGAAGAAGAAGAAGAAGAAGAAGAAGAAGAAGAAGAUGAAGAAGGUAUGGUGUGUGAAAGAAAUGGUGUCGGAGUUGGGUUGGAGAGCAUGAUUUUGGUUCAUAACCUCCCAGUUGUAGGGAGAGAGAAAGUUCAUAAGCUGGAGACUGAGAUCCGAGAGUUGUUCUGUGGGGUUGGUAUGAUUAAGAAAGAUGGUUUUUCAAUUCCUAUCAACUCCGAUACCCAAAUGACCCUAGGUUAUUGCUUCAUUCAGUAUAAUACUCGUCAGGAGGCUCAGCUUGCCAUAGAAAACAGAGAUGGAUGCAGAUUCGCUGAGUCCACACUUUCAGUAAGCCUCUUUGAUUAUGGUAAUAGAAUGUGAGAUUGUUUGUGUUAGAAAAAGCUAAUUGCUAAGGAGAGAACUUGAGAUCAAUGUUUUGUAAACUCCAAAUGCUGUUUAUAUUUUAUACCAACAUUAAUGUGGUCUAACUUGUCUUUUGACCAACAUUUGUGUGUAAGAAAUCAUUCUUGGUAUAAAUUAUAACUCAAAAGAUUUCUUAUUGUUUCUUUAUCAUUAAUGGUUAAGCCGUGGUUCUUUUCAAUUUCAACGUAAUAAUACCAAAAAUAACAAUAAAGGGCUUUUAGAUUUGUAAACUUCUCAUUCAGAAUUUGGUCAAUGUUCUUAAGAUACAUGUUGAUCAUAUAAAGCAAAAUUUAUAAUGCCUCCGAAAGCAGUGCAUGAUUUUCCAGUGCCUUUUCUUUUUUGGCAAAACAAUGCCAUGCCUAUUUAAAUAUAAAUGGACUUUUUUCAUGCACACUUUGUAUGUCAUGACAUUGAAAAAAGUGUGGUACAGCAAAUUUUUCUUUCAUGAGCGAUUUAAAAUGUAAAAAUCCGACAACUCAAAAUAUUUGAACUUUUCAAGUAUCAUUUGCAAUUUGUUAUAUAUAUUACAAAACCCACAGAAAUUUUAAAAACAAUUCAUCCAAGUAUUGUAAUGAGAUUGAAUUGGGUUUUGAUCGGUUUUCCAACUUCAAAUCCGAUAACCAAACAACAUAGCAAAUUUUAAAAUCCAAUAAAUAAUGAGUUGGAUUUUAAUAGAUUUUUGUACACCCUCUAAAAAACAGUAAGAUGAAUGCAUAAUUCAUGCACUAAUGGAAGUAUGAAAAACUAAACCAGAGACUUUAAAUCAAGAAUCAAUUAAAUGGUAAUUGAUACUGAAGAUUAAGAGCAACAAAAUAGUGCAUAAAAUUUUUUUAGCCCAUAUCUUCAAGCAAUUUACAAUGAAACCAGAAUUCAAAUCCAUGUUCCCCAUUAAUUAGGUGCAAAAGUUUUCCCCAACAAACAAACAAACAAAAAAAAAAAAAAAAAGAAAUGGAAUCUCUUUCUUGCAAGCGGGACUUCCUCUCUUAUUCAGCUACUUUUUUCACUUCCUAAGUAUCGACAAGACCAUCAAACAAUUCAAAAAAAAAAUAAAAAAACAUUAAACAUAAUUAACAAAAAAAUAAAAAAUCAAACUUUUAUUUGACGCUCCUCUCAUCUGUGCAGCCAUAGAACAAUGAUUAGGAAGAUGCUCAAAAUCAGAUAACACAACCUAGGGUUCUUACAAUUUUCUACAAAAAUCUUACUAAUUAUCUAUUUCAAAAGGCCAUGAAACAUUCCAAUACAGUAAAACUGCAAUAAGGGAUAUAUUUAAACAAACAACCAGGAAAAAAAAAAAAAACACAAUUCUACUCUUGGAAAAUAGCAAGUAAAAAUCCAAUUUUUUGUUUCAACAAAUUUAUAUCUCAAACUCAAAUUUUUUCUUUUCUUUUUUUUUUUUUGGGG